GGAUAGUGGAUAGGGAUUAGGGAUGCAGAAAUUGCUGAAAGUGAAAAAGAGAAAUAUGGCAAAAUUCAUACCUAAUAACAAGUACUUACUAUAGUGUGACCUAUAGUAAGUUCUUGCUAAUAAUUAUCGUACUAUAGCUACUUGUUUAAAAUCGUAAAUAUUAUUUAUUUCCAAUGCUUUUAAGCCUUUUAUCUUGCGUUGGGUUUAUUUUGCUCACUUUGAGUUUGCCACUGGCCCACUGCUACCACAAUAAUUUUUUUUUCGGUCGUACCUGCUGUUAUAUCAGCUUAUGCCAUCUUAUGCAUUAAUAGGCGCUUGUUGUACCGUGCCUGAGUUUUCUACUCAUUGGAUUUCAUCAACGCCUUGGAUUGUACAACCUGCGAUUAUUGUAUGGAGGAUCCACGGAGUGAAAGGGAUUUUGGAGAUCGGUGCCCACUACUAGGUCUAUGAAGGAAGCCCAUCACUGCAGUCUGCAGACAACAGUUACUCUUCGAAAACAGAAUUCUUAUUCGGAAUGUGGAACUGCAAUUCUUAUGGUUCUUGUCACGGUAAUAAAUCAAUGCAGUGAUGGCUCGACUGAUUUUCCCUAUUUCGUCUUCCCGGAUUGUGCUGCAGCGGUCUCCCCUUGCAUCUUGCAAACUGCAUUUAACGCGCCAUCAGGCUAUUUUCCCCACCACGAGAUCCAUUGGCUUUGGCUUACUUAAAAGCCGUACAAAGGAAUAUGCCGAAAGACGUGUACUAGGUUAUUCCAUGGAUCAAAUGUAUGACGUCGUCGCGGAUGUGCGGAAAUACAAGGAGUUUGUUCCAUGGUGUACGAAUUCCAGCUUGGUUUACAGUAAGGAAAGCACCGCGUCUCCUGGGAAUGAGAAAUACCAAAUGGAAAUCGGUUUUCCUCCCAUUACCGAGCGCUACACGUCCAAUGUCACUUUUGUCAAACCUUAUCUAGUCAAAGCCGUCAGCACGGAAGGUCGUUUGUUCAAUCAUUUGGUAACGGAAUGGAAGUUUAGUCCCGGCCUAAAAGAUCAUCGUGAUACAACUUGCACGCUAGAUUUUUUUGUUUCCUUUGAAUUUCGAAAUGUGCUUUAUACAAAAAUGUCAGAUUUGUUUUUCGACGAAGUUGUCCGUCAGAUGGUAAACGCCUUCCUCAAACGAGCCAAGCUGAAAUACGGAGCGGCUUCAAUCCCGGAUCAAAAGCCGUUAUCUAUACGAGCGAAAUGAUUUUGUUUCGCUGUUCUUUCUGCAUUUUUGAACUAUCUUCUCCGAAAAUUAUAGGUUCGCAUAGUUGUGAUACAUCAAAGAAUUUAUUAGCUUUAUAAAACCGCCGGAAAUCAGCCCAAUAUGGAGACGAUAUGUUGUACAAAUGAGAAACGGAAUAAAGAAUGACUACUAUAA
Molecule: messenger RNA, 1392 nt
Organism: Paramacrobiotus metropolitanus
Lineage: Eukaryota; Metazoa; Tardigrada; Eutardigrada; Parachela; Macrobiotidae
Product: coenzyme Q-binding protein COQ10 homolog B, mitochondrial-like
Exons: 5
Coding region: 568-1218 (216 amino acids)
Biological process (GO): ubiquinone biosynthetic process; cellular respiration
Cellular component (GO): mitochondrion
Molecular function (GO): ubiquinone binding
Source: RefSeq, a predicted model, not a curated record